GUUUUGGGGCGCGUCUGUGUUGUGCGCGAGUGUGGUUCGUUGAGGGGGAGGCCGGGCAGCCCCGGAGGACUGUUUGCAAAAUAGGUUGGUCCUUGAAUCCAAUAAUAUAUUCUUUGCAGCAGAGAGAAAGCAACUUCUAUUUAGCCAGAUCGGGGUCUGGUGACUUUCGAGGACGCAUCUGUGCAUCUCACUGAGGUGGAGUGGGCUCUGCUGGAUCCAGGCCAAAGAAGCCAUCAGAAAGAAAUCAUGGAGGACAAUUGUCAGGCUGUGGCCUCUCUGGAGGCUGAUGGUCCCCAGAAAAACCUUGAGGGAAAACCACAUGAGCUUCCAUUGGAAGAGGAACAGCUGAGAAGAAGCAAUGGAACAAAAUGGAAGAGGAGAGACGAAACCUCUGUUUCUCAGGGUGCUGAAUGCCAGGGCAUCCUGCCAUGCCGUGAUACAAUCAGUUGCCCCAUCUGUGGAAAAACAUUUAUUUAUCGUUCAGUGUUUAAUACCCACUGGAGAACACAUACAGCAGAGAAACGAUAUAAAUGUGCGGACUGCGGAAAGAGCUUUACUCAGAGUACACAUCUUAUUUUACAUCAACGUAUCCAUACCGGGGAGAAACCAUAUAAAUGUGUGGACUGUGGAAAAUGCUUUGCUCGAAAUGCACAGCUUACUAUUCAUCGACGUAUCCAUUCUGGGGAGAAACCAUUUAAGUGCUUGGUGUGUGGGAAGGGCUUUGCUCAGAGUGCAAACCGUAUUGCUCAUCAACAUACCCACACAGGAGAGAAACCCUAUAAAUGCGUGGAAUGCGGAAAGAGCUUUGCUCAGAGUUCACAGCUUAUUUCACAUCAACUUAUCCAUACUGGGGAGAAACCAUAUAAAUGCGUGGACUGCGGCAAGAGCUUUGCUCGGAAUACACAGCUUACUAUCCAUCGACGUAUCCACACAGGGGAGAAACCAUAUCAAUGUAUGGACUGCGGAAGGAGCUUUACUCAGAGCACACAUCUUAUUUUGCAUCAACGUGUCCAUACCGGGGAGAAACCAUAUAAAUGUGUGGACUGUGGAAAGAGCUUUGCUCGGAGUACACACCUUACUGCCCAUCGACGUACCCAUACCGGUGAAAAACCAUAUAAAUGUGCGUACUGUGGAAAAACCUUUGCUCGGAGGGCAAACCUUACUGUCCAUCGACGUACACAUACAGGUGAAAAACCAUAUAAAUGUGCAAACUGUGGAAAGACCUUUGCUCGGAGGGCAAAACUUACUGUCCAUCUACGUAUCCAUACUGGGGAGAAACCAUAUAAAUGUUUGCACUGUGGAAAAUGCUUUGCUCAGGGGAAAGACUUUACUGUCCAUUGUCGUAUCCACACAGGUGAGAAACCAUAUAAAUGUGUGUACUGUGGAAAGAGCUUUGUUCGGAGUACUCAACUUACUGUCCAUCAACGUAUCCACACAGGGGAGAAACCAUAUAAUUGUGUAGACUGUGGAAAGAACUUUGUUCGGAGUACACAGCUUACUAUCCAUCAUCGUAUCCAUACAGGGGAGAAACCAUAUAAAUGUGUGGAUUGUGAAAAGACUUUUGCUCAGCGGAAAGACUUUACUGUCCAUCGUCGUAUCCACACAGGGGAGAAACCAUACAAAUGCAUGUACUGUGAAAAGAACUUUGUUCGGAGUACACAGCUUACAGUCCAUCAUCGUAUCCACACAGGGGAGAAACCAUAUAAAUGUAUGGACUGUGGAAAGAACUUUACUCACCGUACAAGUCUUAUUUCACAUCAACGUAUCCAUACCGGGGAGAAACCAUAUAAAUGUGUAUACUGUGGAAAGAGCUUUGCUCUGAGUACACAGCUUACUGUUCAUCAUCGUAUCCACACGGGGGAGAAAUUAUAUAAAUGUAUAGACUGUGGUAAGAGCUUUGCUCGGAGUGCAGACCUUACUGUUCAUCGACGUAUCCAUACCGGGGAGAAGCCAUAUAAAUGUGUGGACUGUGGAAAAUGCUUUGCUCGGAGUGCAACACUUACUGCCCAUAGAUAUAUCCACACAGGGGAGAAACCAUUUAAGUGUGUAGACUGUGGAAAGAGCUUUGCUCAGAGUGGACGGCUUACUGUCCAUCAACGUAUCCAUACCGGGGAAAAACCAUAUAAAUGUGUGGACUGUGGAAAAUGCUUUGCUCGGAGUGCAACUCUUACUGCCCAUAGGUAUAUCCACACAGGGGAGAAACCAUUUAAAUGUGUGGACUGCGGAAAGAGCUUUACUCAGAGUACACAGCUUAAUAUCCAUCGACGUAUCCACACAGGAGAGAAAUUAUAUAAAUGUGUGGACUGUGGAAAGUGUUUUACUCAGAGUAGAUUGCUUACUAUCCAUCAACGAAUUCACACAGGGGAGAAACCAUAUAAGUGUACAGACUGUGGAAAGAGCUUUACUCAGAGUAUACAUCUCAUUUUACAUCAACGUAUCCAUACUGGGGAGAAACCAUACACAUGUGUGUACUGUGGAAUGAGCUUUGCUCGGAGUACAAGUCUUACUACCCAUCAACGUAUCCACACAGGGGAGAAACCAUAUGAAUGUGCAGACUGUGGAAACAGCUUUGCUUGGAGUACACAGCUUACUGUCCAUCAACAUAUCCACACAGGGAAGUAACCAUAUAAUUCUAUGGACUGUGGAGAGAGCUUUGUUUGGAGUAGAGAGAUUAUUGCCCAUUGAUGUAUCCAAACAGAAAAGAGGAACCAAAUAAAUGCUAAGAUUGUGCUAAAUUAUAAAUGCUUAAUUAAAGAAAUGCUAAUUUGUUAUAUCAUAAAUAAAUGGUUCCUGUGUGUCAACAAUUUCAGUCACAAGCCCUCUCUUUCCAGGUGUUAUGUGGGGGAUUAACCAUGCUUCCUGUCAAAGCCAUCAGAAGAAGGGCAAGCUGUAGAAAAGUUCGCUCAGUGUCUAGCGUUUUUAUGCUAAAUCAGGCCCAUAUUAUACAACUUGUGAAUUGUUUUGUUUGGUUCCUAGCUGAAAUAAGUGAAAGACAGUUUAUUAUAUAAUGGGAGUGAUUUGUCCUACCCUGUUGAUACAUGUUGUGGAGGAGUGUCUGAGAAUUUAGUAGUUAAAGGGUUUUUUAUUACUAAUUUAUUAGAGUAUGUUUUUUAGAAGAGUUCCACCCUGCUUGCUCCACUCACCAUAUUUAACAAGAGUUUGAUUACUGAAUGAGCAGUUCUGCUUCCUCCUAGAAGAGUGGCAGCUAUACCAGAUGAAGUAGUGACAAGAGCGAUCAUCCGUUUCCCCCCAAAACUAUCCCAAUAUUGAUUUUUAAUCAAUAUCAUAUCCCACAUUUCUUCUUGUAGGGUCCCAAAUAGCUUUCAUUGUUCUCUCUCCUCCAUUUUAUCCACUCAACAAGCUUGUGAGAUUUGUUAGGCUGAGAAAGUAUGCCUGGCCCAGGGUCAGCCAGUAACUUUCUGCCGCCAAGGGAAAUUUGAAUCUAGGUCUCCUAGAGUCUAGUCUCUAACCACUAGACAACACUGUCUCUAAUAGUUUAGGGAGGUUCUUAGAUAACCUUUGUUUUGUAAAGGAUGGAAUAUGGUGCAUCCUCUCUUCUUGUGCUCUUUUUAUCGCCAACAUGGAUCCAUAACUUUUUAGAUUGUUCUCCUCCAGUUAAUAAUCACAUCAGCUCUAUAAGGUUGUUCUGUUGAGAGCGUGUGAUGGGUCCAAAGUCAGCAAGUAACCUUGUUACGCAAAGGGCUUCCUGUGUCUGCUCUGUGGCCCCAGAAACAUUACUCUAAGCAUGUCUAGAGUACAGAAUGGCACCACUACGGUUAACUUAUACCAGGAUCUUUACAGUCUCAUUUACUUACUUACUUACUUGCUUACUUACUUACUUACUUAAUUAAUUACUUACUUGCUUACUCACGUCAUAUCUAUUCCUGUCACAGUAGGGGAAUACGAAGCAGGUCGUCAGAUAUUAAGCAGGCUUUUAAUUCCACUUUCUGAGCAAGCCCUCGGAAAGCUGCUCUCUUCUCAGUAAGAAGGGAGGAGGCCAUAAAGCUGCCAGUUCAUGGCCAUUUGCUUGGAUGUUCAUUAUGCUGUCAUUAAGUGAUGGAGAAACAUGUUUUUGUAGCCCCCUGGUCAUUAAAACCAGCCUACGUGCCAAGGGUUAGCUUAGCUAAGCUAUGGAGGUUAAGAGGACUAAUUUUAAUUUUCUGGGAGGGGAAAUCCACCUCUCCCCCCAAUAGACUGUUUAAAAGGCCCAAAGUGGAUACCUGGACAUUCAGGUAUCUUUUGUAACUCUCAUGUGCUUCUAACUAGAUAUUAGCAACUUCCUUUCUUUUCUUAUUUGGCGGCUAAUGUAGUGUGA
Eublepharis macularius is the source of this 4315-nucleotide messenger RNA. RefSeq names its product zinc finger protein 721-like. Gene Ontology annotation, cellular component: nucleus. Gene Ontology annotation, biological process: regulation of transcription by RNA polymerase II. The transcript is spliced from 5 exons. Gene Ontology annotation, molecular function: DNA-binding transcription factor activity, RNA polymerase II-specific; RNA polymerase II cis-regulatory region sequence-specific DNA binding. The coding region runs from base 247 to 2622 and encodes 791 amino acids. The record is from RefSeq and is a predicted model, not a curated record. Lineage: Eukaryota; Metazoa; Chordata; Lepidosauria; Squamata; Eublepharidae.